CACACCCUUUAAAAGUCCACGUAUAAUCGGCUGUUAACAACACAGCUGAGCAGGAGGAGCGAGCGUAGACAGAGAGACAUACAGAAUUUUUUUCUCCAGAGGAAGACAUCCCUAAGUUUAUUGUGGAAGUAAGAUAAGCUUGUUUUGACUGGAGAGAAAAUGGGAAACGAGAAUUCCAAGAGCUCUGAGCUAAAAAAGGAGGAGAAAAUUCCUGAGAAACAUGAGAACGGGCCGGUGAAUGGCAGUGCCCCAAAAGCCACACCUAACGGACUGCUCAAUGAUGUCAAGAACGAAGCUGCCGCCCAGCAAGACGGUCAACCGCCAUCUGACGGCAUCACCAUAGUUCCGGCUGAGUAUGUGAUUAUCGACUCAGAAUCCCAGACUGCCAGCGAUCAGGUCAGCCCUGAAAUCCCUGACGCCACGACUGAGAAGCCUCCGAAUGACGGAGCCGCCCCUGAAAUCCCUGACUCUGCUCAAGCGACUCCUGACACCCCUGAUGCCACCGAUGUGAAACCAUCCAACGAUCAAGUCACUCCUGAUACUCCUGACGCGACCAAUGACAAACCUGACAGUGAUCAGGUCACUCCCGACACCCCUGAUUCCACCGAUGAGAAGCCCGUCGAGGCUCCCGAAGCCGCCACUGUCAAUGAAGAAGAAAAAAAAGUGAAAAAGGAAAAAGUUAAUAUUUUUAGCAAAAUGUUUAAAAAGAAAGAGCAGCCGUCGCCUCCUCCACCUGAAGCUGAGACCGUGGAGGAAAAGAACACGUCAAGCGAAGAUCAGUCAGAUGUCAGUCCUCCGCCAAAUGAACCACAGGUGGAGACGGCUGACAGCCCAAAGCAGGAAGCCGAGGCACUAGUGGAGCCACAACCUGAGACUCCAGAAUCUGCUCCACGGGAGGAGGAAGAGAAAGCUCCUGAAUCCGAGGAGGCGAACAGUGAAGCUGCAGAAAGCCGAGAGGAGACGGGCCCAGAAGACAGCUCAGUUAUGAACUUCCUCAAAACCCUAGUGAACACCACAAAAACAUCCAAAAAGGAAACAGCUUCUCCUGAUGCAGCAAAAGAUCAGUCCCAGACGGAGAGUCAACCAGCAGCAACAACUACUGUUGCACAGAUAUCUGAACCGCCUGCACCGCCCAAAGGGAUGUCUAUCCCACCGCCGCCUCCUCCAGAGCCACCGAAACUGGAAGUCAAAGGAGAACCGAGCGCCAAAGCUGCAAAACCGUCGCCUAAGGAAGAACCAAAAGCUGCGGCGAAGGAAGCCGAGUCCUCUAAAGGAAAAUCAGCCAAAGAUGCUCUGAGCAGCUUCUUCCGCCAAAAGGUACGGCUAGGAAUCAAGACACCCAAACGCAAAGGCGCUUCAGCCAGUGGAGCCAAGACUGCAGCCGUGACAAUCAAGGAUGUGCCCGAACCAGCAGUACAGAUAGAGGUACAGCCAGAGGAGACACCAGUGGAGGCGCCAGAGCCUGUGCAGAUCGAAGAUAAGGUUGAUCUUCAGGAGGCAGCAGUGGAGGUGGCUCAGUCAUUUGUAGGAGAAGUGCAGCAAGUGUUUGAAGACUUACUACAGCCAGAGGUAGAAGCUGAGAAGGUGGAUCCCUCGAAAACUGGCACUUUGGAGGCAGCUGCUAAACCAGAACCGCCGGCACCUGUUCAGGAGGAGAAGAAAACCUCAAAAUCGCCUUUUCUUUCUCUUUUCAAGCCCAAAGCACUGUUAGAUCACAUGACCACAAAAGUCCAAGCAGCCUCCACAAGUGGAGUUCGCCUCCUCAGGAAAACUUCUGGACUGGGGGCUGCAUCCAAGAAGGAGACCGCGACCCCGCCUGCAGCAGCAGCAGAGGCCGCUCAGGCAGCCAAAGCCAAGGAGGAACCCAAAGCAGCCGCCAAGUCUUCAGAGGUGGUCGUAGACAACAAGGCUGCUCCGGCGGCCUCCCAAGCUGCAGAUGAUGCAGCCAAGGGGGCUAAAAAACUGGAGAAGAGGAACUCCAUCCAGGGGUUCUUUAAAAAUCUGAGUCAGAAACGUCACUCUACAGACGCCGGAGUCCAGACAGAAGCAGCAACUGAGAAAGCCAAAUGAAACCACAACCAGACCUGAAGUUCACUUGUACAGACUCUCUCUCUCUCUCUCUCUCUCUCUCUCUCUCUCUCUCUCUCUCUCUCUCUCUCUCUCUCUCUCUCCAGCUCUUACUCAACGUUUCUUUCUGUUUCACUCUAUCAUUGCUCUCUCAACCCUCAAUUACUCUAACUGUUCUUUUUUUUUUUUUUUUUUACUGUUCAGAAUUUACAAAGCAAAGAUUGUUCGACUGCUAAAGGAACGUGAACCGCAGUGAGCACGAGCAGGGUAGUGCAAGGUGUGGAGAUCUGAAAUGAUCAAAGGCAAAUAUGUCAAGAUAUAUAUAUAUAUAUAUUUUUGGUCGUAUAAAUGUCCUGAGAAGUAUACAGCAGCGUGUGAAACCUUUUCCACAGAUCUUCUCCUUGGUUCCAAAAUCUAACAAACUUGACUUUAAUCAAUAUAAAGUUUCAUGCUUUGCUUUAAUAAUUGUUUUUUUUUUCUCUAAAAAUGUUGUUUUCUGUAAAAAAAAAAAAAAAAAUCAACAUGGGGUCUAUUUUUCAUAAUUUUUCACAGAAAAAAAAUCAUGUUCUUGCAGUAAUCCUCUGCUUACUUUGAGAAAAAAAAAAACACUAGGAAAUGGAACCCCGAUAUAAAAGAAAUCCAUUAGGAUUUGAUAGAUUUGAUAUUAAGAAGCAUGCUCGUUGCACUAAUAUUUAAACUAUGUUUUUGCUAUGAAUAAACUAAAGCACAGAUAUGCAAUAGGGUCUCACAUGAUAUCACAAUCCUGACUGUAUUACGGGGAAAUGACUGUAAAUGUCUUACUGCGGUCUCAAAAAAUCAUUUUGUGGAGCAAAUGUGUCCUUGUGGUACGUUUCGCAAUCAUCACAAACCAAAACUGAUUUGCUUUUCAUUUGAUUUCGGCACUUUGUGUUUAUCUCAAGUCUUGUGGUGUGACCUAUCUGUGUAAUUAACAUGAGACUUUUGUUUGCCUGUAUGUACGCUUGUAUGUGUAACAUGAGCUACCUUGAAGUCAAUAAAUACAUUCAGCUUU
Salarias fasciatus (jewelled blenny) is the source of this 3097-nucleotide messenger RNA. RefSeq names its product brain enriched myelin associated protein 1 (gene bcas1). The record is from RefSeq and is a predicted model, not a curated record. NCBI's taxonomy places the organism in Eukaryota, Metazoa, Chordata, Actinopteri, Blenniiformes, Blenniidae. The coding region runs from base 160 to 2070 and encodes 636 amino acids. The transcript has 17 exons.